Manduca sexta (tobacco hornworm) is the source of this 1866-nucleotide messenger RNA. RefSeq names its product SH3 domain-containing protein Dlish (gene Dlish). The transcript is spliced from 7 exons. Lineage: Eukaryota; Metazoa; Arthropoda; Insecta; Lepidoptera; Sphingidae. Bases 232 to 1254 code for a protein of 340 amino acids. The record is from RefSeq and is a predicted model, not a curated record. Gene Ontology annotation, molecular function: protein binding.
UUUUGUUUUCAUAAUUAUUAUUAUUGACAAGAUGUUAAUUUUAACUUAAUUAUUCGAAUAUUUUAGCACAACUCACUGUCAAGUACAUGAUGCAGAAACAAAACGUUUAAAAAGUUGUUUUGUGAACUUUUUGACAUGUAAGAAUCGUGUGAAAAUCAUUUCGAACAAAGAAUUUUCAAUGAAAUUCCACUUAAUUUCGCGAGUUAUGUGUUAAUUAAAGUUUGAAACAUCAUGGCAUUUUUAUGUCCAGUCAGAAUAAGAAGGGGAAAGAAGAAGAAAUCCAGCAGUGGAGAUUCAGAUAAAGACUUAUCCCGUCCUGGUUCUGGCUUAAGUCCUGGAAUGGGACGGAUCACUGGAUCGGCAAGCAUUGAGACAUUAGUGAGGGUCGGAAUAGAGAAGGAACAUGGCCUUAGUCCUGAUUCCAAGAUGGUGGUAUUACAUGACUUCACGCCAUGUGUAGAUGAUGAGCUAGAGGUAAAACGGGGACAAAUAGUGAAUGUUCUAUACAGAGAGAACGACUGGGUGUAUGUCAUAGUGGCGGAGUCUCGCAGGGAGGGGUUCAUACCGCAUUCGUACUGCGCGCCGUGCGAGCAUCACGACCUAAAGAAGAAACUGCCCAGGAGUCGCUCGCCCACUGAUUUAGCCCAUAGAGAUGUAUCACAGUUAUCAGUAUCAGAUGGUGUUACCAACGAUGGACACUCUGAGCUUGGUAGCGAGGGCGAGACAUGUCCAUUCAGCAAAGACCCGUCCGGGCGUUACGUGGUGCUUUACACGUUCACAGCUAGGGAUGAGAAUGAUGUCGAUGUUGAAAGAGGGGAGUUUGUUACAGUUUUAAAUAGAGAAGACCCUGACUGGUAUUGGAUAGUGAGGAGCGAUGGACAAGAGGGCUUCAUUCCCUCAGGAUUCGUGUACCCUGCCGUGGUACAAGCAACACAACAAGACAACACACAGCAGCUACACUCGCCGCCACCAACAAACGUGAACAACACAAUGUUGUCGACAAACAACAAUAGUUUGAACAACACGGCGCCACAGGACAACGACGGACGGUAUCACGGCACAGAACUAGUAAUGCUUUAUGACUAUAAGGCGCAAGCUCCAGAUGAUUUAUCAGUGAAGCGAGGAGAAUGGGUGUAUGCUGAUUUAACACAACAGACAGUGGAGGGCUGGCUGUGGGCCCACGCCCCCAAGUCGCGGCGGUCUGGAUUCAUCCCCACUGCGUAUGCGCGCGCGCCCCAUACUACGUCACUUUGAAUUGUAAUUAAUGAAUAGAAGUCUCGUGUUGGAUCAAUCAUGAUAGGGUAUUUGUAUGAAAAAUAAAUGUUUAUACAUGAUUAAAACAAUAAAUAAGACAAUUUAUGUGUGAGUAAACUGCUAAUGUUAUUAAAAUAUAUAUUCAAGUAGUUUCGAUGAUAUUGUCAAAUAUUAAAUUUAUAUUGUUUAAUUUCUUGCUGAUAAGAAAUAGAACGAGAUGUUAAACAUGAGACGUGGCUCCAGUCAACGUCAAAGUCAUUUAGCAAGUCAGGCAACAUCCCUUUUUUAAAACAAUAUGUUUUUAGUGGUCGUGAUCAAUGAAUCUCUGGCCUGGAUCUGCGCCCGGCGAGUCGAUAAAAUAAUUUAGAUAUAAAAUGCCUUAUUCUUAGCCUCCUCAUAAUCAGCCAUAUUUUUAAGUGUAUUGUAAAUUAUAGUUUUAAUUUAGUCUUCCAUUAAUGGCAAAAGUCUAACAUUCCGUUAAUUUAAAAGUUAGGUAAUAUCCGUCCAAAUUUGACUGACUUUUUGAUAUUACGCUUUAUAUUUUAUGGUGUUUUACAUUGUUUUUAAGGUUUUGUAUGUAAUGAUUAAUAAUAAAAUGUUUUAAAAUCUUAA